Manduca sexta (tobacco hornworm) is the source of this 2035-nucleotide messenger RNA. It is a transcript of the gene Ant, whose product is annotated as ADP,ATP carrier protein. The record is from RefSeq and is a predicted model, not a curated record. Lineage: Eukaryota; Metazoa; Arthropoda; Insecta; Lepidoptera; Sphingidae. Gene Ontology annotation, molecular function: ATP:ADP antiporter activity. The transcript has a single exon. Gene Ontology annotation, biological process: mitochondrial ATP transmembrane transport; mitochondrial ADP transmembrane transport. Gene Ontology annotation, cellular component: mitochondrial inner membrane. Bases 249 to 1151 code for a protein of 300 amino acids.
UGUCGUGAGGUUGGCAACAUCUGCCCCUUCCUUCCUUCUUUUGCGCCGCUCCUCCAGGCAGAACUGCAAAGAGAACGUGAUCGAUCGAAUUUCAAAAAAGGCACACGCCUACCUCAGUGCUCCCGUGAUCACGAAAUUACUCAAAAUCUCCUGAUAAAAAAUCAGGAGUUCGUGUUUCGUGGUUAUAUCAUUCCGCGUGUGCCGCAAGUCCCACCCCGUCGUUCGUGAGCUCCACACAGCCGAACAAGAUGUCGAACCUCACCGAUCCGGUCGCGUUCGCCAAGGACUUCCUGGCGGGCGGUAUCUCCGCUGCUGUCUCCAAGACAGCCGUCGCACCCAUCGAGCGAGUAAAGUUGCUGCUCCAGGUGCAGCACGUCAGCAAACAGAUCGCCGAAGACCAGCGCUACAAGGGUAUAGUCGACGCUUUCGUCCGUAUUCCCAAGGAGCAGGGCUUCUUCUCCUUCUGGCGUGGUAAUCUUGCUAACGUCAUCAGGUACUUCCCCACCCAGGCGCUCAACUUCGCCUUCAAGGACAAGUACAAGCAGGUGUUCCUCGGCGGAGUUGACAAGAACACGCAGUUCUGGCGCUAUUUCGCUGGUAACUUGGCGUCCGGUGGUGCCGCCGGAGCCACCUCGCUGUGCUUCGUGUACCCGCUCGACUUCGCGCGUACCCGUCUCGCCGCCGACGUGGGCAAAGGCGAGGGCCAGCGUGAGUUCACCGGUCUCGGCAACUGCAUCUCCAAGAUCUUCAAGUCCGAUGGACUCAUCGGUCUGUACAGAGGCUUCGGCGUGUCGGUGCAAGGUAUCAUCAUCUACCGUGCGUCAUACUUCGGAUUCUACGACACGGCGCGCGGCAUGUUGCCCGACCCCAAGAACACACCCAUCGUCAUCAGCUGGGCUAUCGCGCAGACCGUCACCACCGUAGCUGGUAUCAUGUCUUAUCCCUUCGACACCGUCCGUAGGCGCAUGAUGAUGCAGUCUGGCCGCGCUAAGAGCGAUAUCCUGUACAAGAACACCCUGCACUGCUGGGCGACUAUCGCGCGGACCGAAGGUACCUCGGCCUUCUUCAAGGGAGCCUUCUCCAACAUCCUGAGAGGCACUGGUGGCGCCUUCGUGCUCGUCCUCUACGACGAGAUCAAGAAGCUCCUCUAAAUGUAAUGUAAGAAUUGUUACCAGUUACAUCAAUGUGAUUCCACAUCACCGCAGCCACUCCCCACAAAUCAUGUAUUAUUAGACGCGAAAACGACUCUAGUAACUUAUUUUAGUGAAAUAAAGCGUUAUACGAUGAUUCCAUAAUUUAUUGUUUUAUUAACAUUAAAAUUUAAGAGUUACAUAAUUAUGUGUGUCACUAAGUGAUGGUUAAAUGUCAAAGGUUACAGUUGUUAACUCUAAUUAAUUUACUGUCAUCUAAUGUGUCAUGUAUUUCUGUUCUUUAUUCUGUAUUCAAAUUGAUUUAAACAUAUCUACUGUAUAUUUAAAUAUAGGACAGUUGCAUGCCCGGCCAGUGUUAUGUAACCAACCAUAUUCUUUACACAUACCGGAGGCCAAGGCUGAACAGUAAGAUAUUAUUUCUAGACUAUACAUUACCAACUGAAAUCUUUGCUAAAUAUAUUGUUAACCAAUGGUUUGGUGAAAAUUAUGAAUUUACACCAAAUUUUCAAUCAUAAGGUGACAUAAGGGAGUGGACAAGACCAUUGUUAGUUUUGUUACCAUGUUUUCAAUCUGUAUAACGCUGAUAAUAAUCGCCGUAAAUUGUUCGAAACCUUGUGAUUAUGAAGCUGUUAUGUAACAAUGCAGAUGUAUGUAUAUCGUGCUAUGUGGUGCGUUUGUAGAUUAUUUUAGUUCACAUUUAAGAGUGUUGGGAUUCGCUGCGUAGUAAAGUUCCACACAUCUGUACGUCUGUCUAGUAGGAAACGUUGCGUAGGAGGAAGACUAAGUACCUAUGUGAACAUCUUUGCUCGGGUGUGAGUUUUUUGUGAGAAAAAUUCACGCAAUACGAGUUGUAUUGAUUAAUAGGAAAUUAAAUGUUAAAAUAA